Molecule: messenger RNA, 2660 nt
Organism: Eriocheir sinensis (Chinese mitten crab)
Lineage: Eukaryota; Metazoa; Arthropoda; Malacostraca; Decapoda; Varunidae
Product: transcription factor SPT20 homolog
Exons: 2
Coding region: 128-1822 (564 amino acids)
Source: RefSeq, a predicted model, not a curated record
CCCAUCUGCUGGGAUCAGUCAGGGUUUGUACUUCAGAGCGGGAGCACGUUUCUUGAGCCGCUGAGAGAUCUCCCAUGUGGUGUCUGUGGUGUUCCGUGCAGUGCUGGUAGAGGCGGCGAGUGGAAAGAUGGUGUCUAGUGUGUGUCGCGGGUCAUACCCAAGCAUGACUCCUCAUGCAUCGCCCUCACGGAAGCCAAACAUCGACCCCCAAAAGGAUUAUUUUUCGCCGCUUCAAGUGGAAACCUCGGUGGAGUAUGACCUUCCAGCACACAUCUACCCGCCGAAGGGCUCCCAGCCCAUCCUCAUGAUCCACCCGGGAUACAUGUCUGCCGUCCGGGCACGAUCCCGCGCCGUCGUCACCCCGUCGCCUACUACUAUGGUGGCCACGUCGGGGGCGGCGCGCCCGCUGGCGCCACUACAGCUGCCCCAGCAGCAGCAACAGACGCAGCAGCAGCAGGUGGCUGGUGCCCGGUCCUCCCGCACCGCACAGCCACGCCCUUGGUGUAUGUGUGGUAACCCCAACUGUAAUUCAUCUAGUGUCAAAUCUAUGAAUGUACAGAGUGCGAGAAACUUGCAAAAUGUUCAGAGCCAGAGUGUAGUAAGAAGUGUUCAGAACCAGAGUGGUGCACGAAAUGUACAGAGCCAGAGUGUGUCUAGAAUUAUACAAAGUCAGAGUGCCACCAGAAAUGUACAUAACCUUAGUGUCCCAAGAAGUGUUCACAGCCAGAAUACAAGAAGUGUACAAAGUGCUCGUGAAGGAAGUAUUGUGGGAUUACCCAGCAGGAACGAAGUGGUUCUACUACAUCAGCAACAGCAACAGCAGCAACAACAACAGCAGCAGCAGCAGCAACAACAGCAACAGCAGCAGCAGCAACCACAACCACAAGUGCAGCAAGUCCCGCCGCCAGCACCACAGCAACAGUCCCAGCAACUGGUGUGGGGCAACGGUGGCCGAUGCACAGGGCCUUGCUGCAACCCCAAGGCGGCGGCGAUGGCACCUCCUCAGGCGGAGUUCGUGGCCCCUGGCUUGCCGCCGUCCUUGCUGGCCCGAACACCCACCAGGGGCACGGCUGGCGGCUCACCCAAGCUACGGGCAGCCAGAACGAGACGGGGUCUGUCAGUGGCCAGCAGUGUCAACUUGCCGGAUUAUCUUGGCAGCAGUCGGCCGGUGAGACUGGCAGGUGGAGCUGUCCAUGUCCAUCCACGCCCCAGGGCAUUAUCUACCUCUAUGGGGGCUCUAGCAGCCACGCCCGCGCCAUCCAUGGCUCACCAGCACAUGGGCAUGGGCGCUUCCCUCACCACUUCUCUAGAUCUGGCCAGGACGGAUCCCAUAACGCCCAGGUCAUUAAUGCCCGUCCAGCAGCAGCAGCAGCAGCAGCAGCAGCAACAAGCACAGUCACAGCAACAACAGCAAACCCAGCUACAGCAAGCACAUCAGCCAAUGCAGCAGGCGCCAACGGGUUCCACCGCGUCUCUCAUCUACACUGUUGGACUAUCGAGAGAUUCUGGGUGUUCUGUGGGCACAGAGACAGCGGGCGGCGAGUGGGCGUCAGACAGGACUCGUGGCCUCGUCGACUCAGGGUUCUGCACACCAGUCGAUCUGACAGACGACUUUGUCACAGAUACGCUUAACCUGAGUGGCGGCAGCUGGAAGGAGCCAUCCCUGCCGCUGCCUUCCUCCAUGACUUCCACCUCAAGCAGCAGCAGUAGUGUCCACACCUCCUCUCUCCUGCCGGGGACGACCCACACCUCCUCUCUCCUGCCAGGGGCGGCGCACGCCCAUCACUACCUCCCGCAGCCCUUAUGGAACUUGGCCUACUAAGGGUUCUACGCUUACCGAGCACCGGGGCCGCAGCCACAGGGGCCAGGGUAUCCCUCCCGCCGGGGACGCUGACGGGGACACCAUGACCGGUUUUGCCAAUAGAAAAUCAAGGCGAUGAAAGAUAUCUCCUUCAGAAGACGAGUGACUGACGCGAUGAAAGACUCGGUAAUGGGGUCAUGCAAUUUCCAGACGAUGUGACGGCCUGUUCAGCGACCGGUCCCCGGCCUCCCCUUUUUGCCUCUCACCUUUCACUCAGGAGUUCCUUAGAACCUUUUAUCGACUCUGAUUACUGUUACUGUUUACAAAGCUCACACUUCAGUCUCCUCCUUUGCUCAUAGCUUCCCCCCCUUGCCCCAGCCCGCGGCCCCCACGUGCCCUUCAGAACCAACACUGUGCUGUGAUAUGCCGUGCUGGCCUACGGAGCCUCGUCGCGAUUGUCAGUCCUCCUCGUCGUGGUCAUCGUCAUUAUCAAUGUCGUCGCCAAUCAUUAGCAUAGUAGCAAGAUGACCGACUGCAUGAUAGCUGGUGGCCUUUUGCGCCGCUGUGGUCGUCGCCUGGUUGCUAUAACAAUCGUCGUCACCUUGUGAUUGAAGGCUGCCGGGAGGCGUCGCGGUGGUGGCCGUGGCCUCACCGCUGCCUCCCGUACGCCUCCCCCAAUCCCCUCCUCCUCUUAUUAAAAGAACCAGUUGUGGUCGUCGUCGUCGUCGUGUCAAGUCGUCAUCGUAGUGAGUAGUAAAGGUAGAGUCAGCCCGAGUCACCGUGGAGGGUUGAGUGGUCUCUCUCCCCCUCGGGGCGGGCCCAGCGCCCCCCCCCCCCCCCAUGGGGGAGCCUCUCCUUU